This is a messenger RNA of Chlamydomonas reinhardtii, 1881 nucleotides long. RefSeq lists its product as uncharacterized. Bases 243 to 1445 code for a protein of 400 amino acids. The transcript has 10 exons. NCBI's taxonomy places the organism in Eukaryota, Viridiplantae, Chlorophyta, Chlorophyceae, Chlamydomonadales, Chlamydomonadaceae. The record is from RefSeq and is a predicted model, not a curated record. Gene Ontology annotation, molecular function: GTPase activity; GTP binding. Gene Ontology annotation, biological process: cytoplasmic translation. Gene Ontology annotation, cellular component: cytoplasm.
AGCCAUCAGCUAGGUUGUGAUUCUUAUACUUGGAUUUAGGAUAACCUGGGACCGCACAGGCGCGUCCGUGUAGGCAGAGCAACCAAAAGCCAAACGCCCGCGAACGGGUGCUGCCCUUUCACUUGCCUUUUACCAGAGCAAAACUUUGUUAGAAAACGAGUUGCUUGUGAUCACAAGGCGCUCUGCGCGCAGCGCCCACCCUUCCCCGCCGCUGAGCCGGCCUGAUUUGAAGAGGAGGAGCCAUGGGUAUCCUAGAAAAGAUUAAGGAGAUCGAGGCGGAGAUGGCCCGGACGCAGAAGAACAAGGCCACCGAGUACCACCUGGGCCAGCUCAAGGCGCGGCUGGCCAAGCUGAGGACGGAGCUGCAGGCGCCAGCCACAAAGGGCGGCAGCGGCGAGGCGGGCUUUGAGGUGCAGAAGUACGGCGACGGCCGCGUGGCGCUCAUUGGUUUCCCCUCCGUGGGUAAGUCCUCGCUGCUGACGGAGCUGACGGGCACGGAGAGCGAGGCGGCGGCCUACGAGUUCACCACGCUCACCUGCAUCCCCGGCGUCAUCCACUACAACGACUCCAAGAUCCAGCUGCUGGACCUGCCGGGCAUCAUCGAGGGAGCCGCGGAGGGCAAGGGCCGCGGUCGCCAGGUCAUUGCGGUGUGCAAGUCCGCGGACCUGCUGCUCAUGGUGCUGGACGCCACCAAGCCCCUCUACCACAAGCAGAUCCUGACACGCGAGCUGGAGGCGGUGGGCAUCCGGCUCAACCGCGCGCCACCCAACAUCUACUUCAAGAAGCGCAAGACCGGCGGCAUCAGCAUCAACAGCACCGUGCCGCUCACGCACAUGGACGACAAGCUCAUCCAGCGGGUGCUGCAGGAGUACAAGAUGCACAACGCCGAGCUGCUGUUCAAGGAGGACUGCACCGUGGACGACCUCAUCGACGUCAUCGAGGGCAACCGGCGCUACAUCAAGUGCCUGUACGUGUACAACAAGGUGGACAUGUGCAGCAUGGAGGAGGUGGACGAGAUGGCGCGCUGGCCCAACUCCAUCCCCAUCUCCUGCUCCAUGAAGCUCAACAUGGACGGACUGCUGGAGCGCAUCUGGGAGAUGAUGGCGCUGGUGCGCGUGUACACCAAGAAGGUGGGCGCCAAGCCCGACUUUGCGGAGCCGGUGGUGCUGACCACGGACCGCGGCGGCACCUCGCUGGAGGCGCUGUGCCGCCAGAUCCACAACAGCAUGGUGGGGCAGUUCAAGUACGCGCUGGUGUGGGGCGUCAGCAGCAAGCACUACCCGCAGCGCUGCGGCCUCAGCCACGGGCUGGAGGACGAGGACGUGGUGCAGAUCGUGAAGAAGAAGGUCAACACGGGCGAGGACGGCCGCGGGCGGUUCAAGACCACCAGCGACAAGCCGCUGCGGAUAGCGGACCGCGAGAAGAAGCCGGCGCUCAAGACGUAGAGGGAGGGCGCGGCUGGGAUGGGCAGGCGGGCGAGGGGAAGGGGGAGGGGCGGUGGUGGACUGGAGGUAGGACUGGAGGUAGGGGAGGAGGUAGGGCAGGUGGUAGCGGCGGUAGGGGAGGCAGGAGCGCUGGGUGGAGGUGGAGCGCUGGCACUGGCGCAGGCGGGGGCUUUUGAGGGUCAGAUCCAGGGGCGCAGGCGGCGGCAUUCUGAUUUGCGUGUCGGCACAGCGUGUUCCCUUGAAUGCAGUCAGGGAGAGGCAAGGCUUGACGUGGAUUGAGUGAUUCGGUUAUGCGGACAGUCACGCGGAAACGCCGGUGUAGCGCCGAGCCGGGGGACACGAGGCGCCGAGCCGGGGGUGCGGGGCGCCAGUCCAGAGCGUUGGGGCCAUCGUCGAUCGCGGAUGAGACACCGGGUAUGCCCGCACGCCAAACAUU